UUUUAGAUGCAUGCAUACCAAUCUCUAAUAGAGUUAAAGUUUAUGGUUAGAGUUGGAAAAUAGCUUGGAGUUGGGGGUCGUUUGUUGCUAGUGAAUCAUAUUUUACGUAAUAAUACUGGAUUAUUAGAGGCGGAAAAUUGCUAUGUUGUUGUGUUAUACAGUGUGCAGGCAAUUUAAUUCAUAAUAUAAGCGUCAUCUCAUCUGUUGGUGAUGCAUAUUUAAAGUUAUUUAGUGUGAUUUACAACCCUCCGUAGUUUUGGAUGACUCAAAUUUUCAACUGGACACGGUUUGAGACAGAUAAAGUGAUUUUGUAGAAAAAUCGAUGUAAUUUUUGUUAUUUGGUGUAAACAAUAAAGGAACAAAAUUCUUAGACUUGGAGAAAAGUGUUUGUGCUAAUAACUCAAUUUGCAAAAUAAUAAUAUUUCUUUGUGGCGUUAGUGCGGUUACAAAAAUUUGUUGCAUUUUCUUCAAAGUUUCUUCUUCAGAAUGACUGAUCGUCCCCCGUUACGAUUUCUCCUCCCUGAAGAAAGUGACACGAUGGGUUUUUCGGACACUUUGGUGGUCGUCUUACUGCGGGCGAUUACCUUCAUUUACGACGUUUUGACCCUUCCCAUCUACACCAUUGUGCAGUACCCGUGGCGAAAAGUGAGAGAGUGCAAGGAGUCAAAGGCCCAGGCCAUCAGCCACGAGGGUGGCAUCACAUUCCGCAGCACGACCCCCAUUUCCAAGAUGCACGUGGAACUCGAAAAGCAAGGGAUCGACACGAUGGAGAAAGUGUUCAAUUACGCCGUACGCAGAAAUGGGUCGAAGCGUUGCUUAGGCUCGAGAGAACUGAUCGACGAAGAAGACGAGGUUCAAAAGAAUGGAAAAGUUUUCAAAAAAUACGUUCUGGGUGAAUACCUCUGGAAAACUUAUAACGAGGUGGACCGACUUGCUUCCGGAUUUAGUAAAGGCCUCCGCCAAAUGGGGUUGGAGCCCAAGGGGAAAAUUUGCAUCUUUGCGGAAACAAGGGCGGAAUGGUUGAUCGCGGCGAUUGGAUGUUUCAAACAGAAUAUUACUUUGGUCACUCUGUACGCGACGCUCGGAGAGGACGCCGUAAUUCACGGGCUGAACGAAACCGAGUGCGAAUUUGUUCUCACGUCGCACGACUUGAUGCCGAAAUUUAGAGUGAUUUUGGAAAAUUCGAAGUCUGUGAAGCACCUGAUUUAUAUGGAGGAUCCUCUGAGAAAAACGGAUGUUUCAAAGUUUCCGGAAAAUGUGAAGAUUCACGGGUUUUGCGAUGUCAUCGCGGCAGGGACGAAGUCUUCGAUUGGUGGGAGCCCCCCGUCCCCGGAGGAUGUUGCCAUUAUCAUGUACACGAGUGGAAGUACAGGGGCCCCGAAGGGGGUUUUGUUAUCGCAGAGGAACGUGUCCAUCGCCAUGAUGGCGUUCUCUGACGCGUUGGGACCCGUAUAUCCCGAUGACAUCUAUUUGGGAUACUUACCACUUGCACACGUCUUGGAAUUGAUGUGCGAGUCGAUAUCCUUCUUAUCUGGCAUUCCUAUCGGAUACUCGACGCCACUGACCAUGACGGACCAAUCUUCCAAAAUUAAACGCGGCUGUAAAGGAGACACUUCUGUUCUCCGUCCGACCAUAAUGGCGUCUGUACCGCUCAUCCUGGACCGAAUUUACAAAGGGAUUCAAGAAAAGGUCGGCGAGUCUGGAAAAAUUGGACAAGCACUUUUCAAGUUCUUUUACGACUACAAACUCAAAUGGUACUACCGCGGAUUUAACACACCACUCGUGAAUCGACUCAUAUUUAAGAAAUUGCGACAAUUGAUCGGAGGUCGGGUCAGAAUUUUGGCAUCGGGAGGAGCACCACUUGCCCCCGAUACGCACGAAUUUAUCCGCAACUCCCUCUGCGUCCCUCUCCUCCAGGGCUACGGACUUACCGAGACAGCGGCUUGCGCCACAAUUUCGCUCGGAUCGGACAUGUCGACAGGCCGCGUCGGGGCGCCAUUAGGCUGUUGUGACAUCCGCCUAGUCAACUGGGACGAGGGCAACUACACCAUAAAAGAUCGCCCCUUCCCCCGAGGAGAAAUUUUAAUCGGUGGCGACAACGUGGCCCUCGGCUACUACAAACUUCCCGAAGCUACGGAAAAGGACUUUUUCGAAGAAGAUGGCCGCCGAUGGUUCCGUUCCGGCGACAUUGCCGAAGUUCAGGAGGACGGCUGCUUCAAAAUUAUUGACAGGAAGAAGGAUCUCGUAAAGUUGCAGGUUGGAGAGUACGUGUCGUUAGGAAAGGUCGAAUCCGAACUUAAAACUUGCCCUUUGGUCGACAACAUUUGCAUUUAUGGCGACGCCUCGAAACAGUUUUGUGUCGCGUUAAUAGUUCCUGCGGUUAAGCAUUUAACCAUUCUUGCCACAAAAUUGGGUAAAAGUGGGGACAUGACGUUGGAAGAGAUGUGCGCGGACGCCGGGUUGGCGAACGCCGUCUUAAAAGAGAUCCAGAUACAUGGGACGAAUUCGAAACUAGCCAAAUUUGAAAUUCCCGGUGCUGUCACGUUAUGCAGUGACACGUGGCAGCCGGACAGUGGGCUGGUAACGGCAGCUUUUAAAUUAAAAAGGAAAAAUAUUCAGGACCAUUAUCAAUCAGAUAUUAAUCGCAUGUAUGCUUAAUUAAAGAGAAAUUAACUAAUUAAUUUUUCAAUUAUACUAAAUAUUUGUUAAGCGCUGUUUGUUAUUAUCUAUUUGUUGGGUUGUGUUUAGACUUUACUCGGUGGUAACUUGCGCCAUAGUUAAAUUAUUAUAAGACUUGGCGCAAGUUAGUAACGAGUGAAAUAUGAACGUAAUACGUUUAGAAGUGUUAAGUAAGAUGACUUUUAUAUGCAUUAUAAAUAAUUAAAAAUUCCAAUUAAUUAAUGGAACAUUUAAGUAAAUACGCAUAGAUAUUUUGGAUGUGAUAAAUACCUACAUUAAAUAUUUAAAAAUGUGUGUACCAAUGAUAUCAUCAGUCAAUCAAUCAACUAAUCAACAAUCAAUCAUUACAGUUACCGAUGUUAUUAUUAAUUCUAAUUAAUAAUCUUCCUAAUACCAGAAAUUAAGAAACUUUUGUAACUCGUAAAUUAAAAUAGUAGAAUUAUGUAUGAAAUAGAGGUUUAUUUUUUAAUAAAAAAUAGAGGUUAUUAGUAGCCUUGUUAUUUAGUCAGAAAUAAUUAAUGGAUGGGAAAAUUGAGAUUGGGUGAGACGACAACGAUUGAGAUUCUUUGUACUGGUGAGAAAAGUGAGAAAAUAAACCAAUAACUACGAAA
Folsomia candida is the source of this 3290-nucleotide messenger RNA. RefSeq names its product long-chain-fatty-acid--CoA ligase 4. The record is from RefSeq and is a predicted model, not a curated record. Gene Ontology annotation, molecular function: palmitoyl-CoA ligase activity. The transcript has 12 exons. Gene Ontology annotation, cellular component: plasma membrane; endoplasmic reticulum; lipid droplet. Lineage: Eukaryota; Metazoa; Arthropoda; Collembola; Entomobryomorpha; Isotomidae. Gene Ontology annotation, biological process: neuron differentiation; long-chain fatty acid metabolic process; long-chain fatty-acyl-CoA metabolic process. The coding region runs from base 487 to 2658 and encodes 723 amino acids.